This is a messenger RNA of Pararge aegeria (speckled wood butterfly), 2111 nucleotides long. Its product is annotated as solute carrier family 22 member 7-like. The coding region runs from base 52 to 1728 and encodes 558 amino acids. Gene Ontology annotation, molecular function: transmembrane transporter activity. The transcript has 7 exons. The record is from RefSeq and is a predicted model, not a curated record. Gene Ontology annotation, biological process: transmembrane transport. Gene Ontology annotation, cellular component: membrane. Lineage: Eukaryota; Metazoa; Arthropoda; Insecta; Lepidoptera; Nymphalidae.
UGCGCGUGGUUGGUAGUGGCCGCUAUAUUGAACAUAAAUAUAAUAUAAUAAAUGCCGGAAGGCCAGAAAAGUGAUGUGGACACACAAUCGCAAAGUAAAAUUAAAACAGACAAUGAUGAAAAAGCCAGUGAUGUUCAGGAGCUCGUGGAUCUUGACAAUGUUUUGACCAAUGAGCUGGGGCAGUUUGGCUGGUUCCAACUGCGGAAUAUUCUUCUGGUUGCUAUACCUAUUGUGAUGGCUACUUUCUCUAACGAGUAUGUCUUCUCAGCAGCUGAAACACCUCACAGGUGUCGAAUCCCAGAAUGCGGUGAAGUUGACAAAUUGCAUACCUUUAAACCAGAAUGGAUCUUAAACGCCAUACCAACAACUGAUAGUAGCUGCCAGAGAUACUCUCCACUUAAUCUUGAAAGUAACGGAACCUUGAAUGAUUGUCCUGCCACUAUUUUUAAUGAUUCCUCAGUUAUAGCUUGUGAUGAAUUUAUUUACGCCAAAAACAAUACAGUCGUGUACGAAUUCGAUCUUGGAUGCCAAGAAUGGUUACGAGCUCUCGCAGGCACAUUGAAUAGUAUAGGCACUUUAUUAGUGUUACCUAUCACUGGCUACGUUUCGGAUCGCUUCGGCCGAAGGUUCGCCCUCGUCAUCAGCGUUCUCAACUUGGGCACUAUUGGUCUCAUUAGAGCAUUCUCCGUCAAUUACCCAAUGUACCUGAUACUUCAAAUUCUGCAAACAACUUUGGGGGCCGGUGCUUACAGUACGGCUUACAUUUUUGCUACGGAGUUGGUUGGCCCAAAGUAUCGUGUAAUCACAAGCGCUACUUCAUCCUCCUUAUUCGGGCUUGGUCAGGUGAUUCUCGGUGGUGUAGCCUGGCUGAUAUCACCUUGGCGUUUAAUGCUAAUGGCUUUACAUAUCCCUUGCUUUCUGAUAAUAUCAUAUUACUGGAUACUCUCCGAAAGUGUAAGAUGGCUACUUUCGAAAAAUAAGUACUCAGAAGCAAAAAAAGUAUUGCAGACUGUUGCGAGACUAAACAAAACAAGUAUCAGUGAGAAAUCCUUGAAUGCUUUAUUAAAACCAUCAGAAUCUAAACCAGAAGGUCCUGGAUUAGUACGUACUAUAAUAACAUCUCCAGUUUUGUUAAAACGAGUGUGCACAACACCUGUUUGGUGGAUCACUGCAAUCUUCGUCUACUAUGGAUUAUCCAUCAACUCCACUGGGCUCUCGGAAACCAUGCAUAUGAACUAUAUUUUGACGUGUGGAAUAGAAAUUCCAGGGUUCUAUACAGCAGUGCUGAUUUUGGACAGAAUUGGCAGGAAAGUAACCAUAUCUUCGUGUUACCUUAUAUGUGCCAUAUGCAACAUCGCCUUUGUCUUUAUUCCUAGUCAGUUGACCGCACUUCGCCUGAUAAUAUACUUAUUGGGAAAGUUCAGCGUGUCGACAGCAAUGACAUCUCUGUACUUGUUCACGUCGGAGUUGUACCCGACAGAGUACAGGCACACGUUACUCGCCUUCUCCUCCAUGGUCGGUCGCAUAGGAUCGAUUACAGCUCCACUAACACCGGUGCUUAAGGAGUAUUGGCACGGCAUCCCUUCACUCAUGUUCGCCGGCAUGGCCAUCCUGUCAGCACUGCUAGUGUUCACGCAACCGGAGACGCUGGGCACGAAACUACCGGACACCUUAGCUGAGGCCGAAGCCAUUGGGAAACCACUGAAUGCAGAAUCUGAAAAGAAAUAAACACAUAUUAUCAAACUUACUUAUAUAGGAGAUAUUGUGUUGCGGAACCUAUAUUUAUUGGUAAUGCAAUUUAAAGAUGAAUGUAAAUUUAUAGGAGUGAAUAGUUUCAAUUCAGUUGGUUGCGGUAAAUCAUGACCGCAAGGUCACUCGUGUAGUUAAUUGUAUGAAACUAAAUGUAAUUAUAAAAGGUUUGUGCACGCGUGAUUUGGAACGAAAUGAGAAUUCACUUGUUCUCUUGUGCCAAACUAGGAUUAAAGAAAAUUAUCAGUUCUGUCUCCAAUUUUGGCAGAUAUAUUUUUUCUACAAUGUACUGAGUAAAGAAUAAUGUAGAAACUAAUAACAAACUAAAGUUGCGAUAUAUCUCGUAUGUGUCACAAAAAUAA